Eimeria acervulina is the source of this 326-nucleotide messenger RNA. RefSeq lists its product as hypothetical. The transcript has a single exon. The annotation marks the transcript as partial. Lineage: Eukaryota; Apicomplexa; Conoidasida; Eucoccidiorida; Eimeriidae. The record is from RefSeq and is a predicted model, not a curated record.
CGACUCCUCAAAUCACCCGCCAGGAUCGCUGGUUAGCUCCGCAGCAACUGCAGCAGCAACAGCAGCAACAGCAGCAACAGCAGCAGCAACAGCAGCAGCAGCAACAACAACUGCAGCAGCAGCAGGCUGAAUACACCGUAACCUCUUCUAGCCCUUCGGCAGCAAGCAGCUGUACGUACACCCCACCGCAUCCUCCUUCUGCUGCAGUCGAUACACCGAGCAGCAGCAGCAGCAGCAGCAGCAGCAGGAACAGCAGCAGCAACAAACAGCAGCAGCAGCAGCAGCAGCAGGCGAAGCAGCAGAAGCAGCGACUGAGGCAGAAGUAA